This is a messenger RNA of Lemur catta (Ring-tailed lemur), 3546 nucleotides long. It is a transcript of the gene GRIK1, whose product is annotated as glutamate ionotropic receptor kainate type subunit 1. The record is from RefSeq and is a predicted model, not a curated record. Bases 486 to 3335 code for a protein of 949 amino acids. Lineage: Eukaryota; Metazoa; Chordata; Mammalia; Primates; Lemuridae. Gene Ontology annotation, biological process: modulation of chemical synaptic transmission; synaptic transmission, glutamatergic; monoatomic ion transport. Gene Ontology annotation, cellular component: presynaptic membrane; kainate selective glutamate receptor complex; postsynaptic membrane. The transcript is spliced from 18 exons. Gene Ontology annotation, molecular function: transmitter-gated monoatomic ion channel activity involved in regulation of postsynaptic membrane potential; kainate selective glutamate receptor activity.
AGUUAACCUGCUAGAGCUCAUCACAGCCCUGCACCAACUCACCCAGUACCCUCUCUCCUCCGUUCGCCUUCUUUCCCCCUUUCUCCUCCUCUGUCUGCAUCCUCCACCUGCCUCCUACUUUUGCAUCUGACCAGAGGACGAAUGAGGGAGACGUUCCCGCAAAUUGGGGCAGCAACUUUCCUCGGCUGGUCUCUGGGCUCCGGGAACAGGAGCGCGCCGAUCCUCCGCGGUCUGCGGCCGAUGGAGGAGGAGGAGGAGGAGCGGUGAUGGGCUAGCGACAGAAGCGACGAGCCCCGAGCGAGCUCAGCCUUGCCAGCCAGCUCCGCGUUCCCACGCGGGUUUCCUCGAUCUCGCUCCGGGGACAGCGUGCAGAGUGCGGACCGGAGCAUCCAGGGAGGAUGAGGUGGGGACCUGGCCCGAGGGGGGUGCAUCUUGCGGGCGUGCGGCAGCGGCUGGGUCUCGGCAUGAAUUAAGAAGCUAGGAAGAUGGAGCGCGGCACACUCGUCGCCCAGCCUGGGCUCUGGACCAGGGACACCAGCUGGACACUCCUCUAUUUCCUCUGCUACGUCCUCCCCCAGAGCGCCCCGCAAGUACUCAGGAUCGGAGGGAUUUUUGAAACUGUGGAAAAUGAACCUGUUAAUGUUGAAGAAUUAGCUUUCAAGUUUGCAGUCACCAGCAUUAACAGAAACCGAACCCUGAUGCCUAACAUCACAUUAACCUACGACAUCCAGAGAAUUAACCUUUUUGAUAGUUUUGAAGCCUCACGGAGAGCAUGUGACCAGCUGGCUCUAGGUGUGGCUGCUCUCUUCGGCCCUUCCCACAGCUCCUCUGUCAGUGCUGUGCAGUCCAUCUGCAAUGCUCUUGAGGUUCCGCACAUACAGACCCGCUGGAAACACCCCUCGGUGGACAACAAAGACCUGUUUUACAUCAACCUUUACCCAGAUUACACAGCUAUCAGCAGGGCAAUCCUGGACCUGGUCCUCUAUUACAACUGGAAGACAGUGACUGUGGUGUAUGAAGACAGCACAGGUCUAAUUCGUCUGCAAGAGCUCAUCAAAGCUCCCUCCAGAUAUAACAUUAAAAUCAAAAUCCGCCAGCUGCCCUCUGGGAAUAAAGAUGCCAAGCCUUUACUCAAGGAGAUGAAGAAGGGCAAGGAGUUCUAUGUGAUAUUUGAUUGUUCACAUGAAACAGCCGCUGAAAUCCUUAAGCAGAUUCUGUUCAUGGGCAUGAUGACUGAGUAUUAUCACUACUUUUUCACAACCCUGGACUUAUUUGCUUUAGAUCUGGAACUCUAUAGGUACAGCGGCGUAAACAUGACUGGGUUCCGGCUGCUUAACAUCGACAACCCUCACGUGUCCUCCAUCAUCGAGAAGUGGUCCAUGGAGAGGCUGCAGGCCCCGCCCAGGCCCGAGACUGGCCUCUUGGAUGGCAUGAUGACAACUGAAGCAGCUUUGAUGUACGACGCUGUGUACAUGGUGGCCAUCGCCUCCCACAGGGCAGCCCAACUGACCGUCAGCUCCCUACAGUGCCAUCGACACAAGCCAUGGCGCCUUGGACCCAGAUUUAUGAACCUGAUCAAAGAGGCUCGGUGGGAUGGCUUGACUGGGCGUAUCACCUUCAAUAAAACCAAUGGCUUGAGGAAGGAUUUUGAUCUGGACAUUAUUAGUCUCAAGGAAGAAGGAACUGAAAAGGCUGCUGGCGAAGUGUCUAAACACUUGUAUAAAGUGUGGAAGAAGAUUGGGAUUUGGAAUUCCAACAGUGGGCUUAACAUGACGGACGGCAACAAAGACAAAUCCAACAAUAUCACCGAUUCACUGGCCAACCGAACACUCAUUGUCACCACCAUUCUGGAAGAGCCUUAUGUGAUGUACAGGAAAUCUGAUAAGCCCCUGUAUGGAAAUGACAGAUUUGAAGGAUAUUGCCUGGAUCUGUUGAAAGAAUUGUCAAACAUCCUGGGUUUUAUUUACGAUGUUAAACUAGUCCCCGAUGGCAAAUACGGAGCCCAGAAUGACAAAGGAGAGUGGAAUGGGAUGGUUAAAGAGCUCAUAGAUCACAAAGCUGACCUGGCCGUGGCUCCUCUAACGAUCACCUACGUGCGGGAGAAAGUCAUCGACUUCUCCAAACCAUUCAUGACCCUGGGCAUCAGCAUUCUCUACCGGAAACCCAAUGGUACUAACCCAGGUGUCUUCUCCUUCCUCAACCCCCUGUCUCCGGAUAUUUGGAUGUAUGUGCUCUUAGCCUGCUUGGGAGUCAGUUGUGUACUUUUUGUGAUUGCAAGGUUUACACCCUAUGAGUGGUAUAACCCCCACCCGUGCAACCCUGACUCAGAUGUGGUGGAAAACAAUUUUACUUUACUAAACAGUUUCUGGUUUGGAGUUGGAGCUCUCAUGCAGCAAGGAUCAGAGCUGAUGCCCAAAGCUCUAUCGACCAGAAUAGUUGGAGGGAUAUGGUGGUUUUUCACCCUAAUCAUCAUUUCAUCCUACACUGCCAAUCUGGCUGCCUUCUUGACAGUAGAGAGAAUGGAAUCCCCCAUAGAUUCAGCAGAUGAUCUGGCAAAGCAAACCAAGAUAGAAUAUGGGGCAGUCAGAGAUGGAUCAACAAUGACCUUCUUCAAGAAAUCAAAGAUAUCCACCUACGAGAAGAUGUGGGCUUUCAUGAGCAGCAGGCAGCAGACUGCACUGAUCAAAAACAGUGAUGAGGGCAUCCAGCGGGUGCUCACCACCGACUAUGCCCUGCUGAUGGAGUCCACCAGCAUUGAGUAUGUGACGCAGAGAAACUGCAACCUCACUCAGAUUGGGGGCCUCAUUGACUCCAAAGGUUACGGAGUGGGAACGCCAAUUGGCUCUCCUUACCGGGAUAAAAUUACGAUUGCUAUUCUUCAACUGCAAGAAGAAGGGAAGUUGCACAUGAUGAAGGAGAAGUGGUGGCGUGGGAAUGGCUGCCCCGAGGAAGACAACAAAGAGGCCAGUGCUCUGGGAGUAGAAAAUAUUGGGGGCAUCUUCAUUGUUCUGGCUGCUGGACUGGUCCUUUCUGUCUUUGUAGCUAUUGGGGAAUUCAUAUACAAAUCACGGAAGAACAAUGAUAUUGAACAGAAAGGAAAGUCAUCAAGAAUUAGAUUUUAUUUUAGGAACAAAGUAAGGUUUCAUGGGAGAAAAAAACAAAGCCUUGGUGUAGAGAAGUGUCUCUCUUUCAAUGCCAUCAUGGAAGAACUGGGCAUCUCACUCAAGAAUCAGAAAAAAAUAAAGAAAAAGUCAAGAACUAAGGGGAAAUCUUCCUUCACAAGUAUCCUUACUUGUCAUCAGAGACGGACUCAGAGAAAAGAGACUGUGGCGUGAUCCAAGAAAACACCUGUAGAAAGAAAAAGGCUAUGCUCACUCGAGGUUUUUGGAGGAAGGAUUUCUGAUGAGUGCGUGAUGUGUUUCCAUAUAUCUAUAUCCAUAACUCUGAUUAUGUAUACAGAUAUAAGAAAUGCAAAAGUUUAAAAAGCUCACAUAGAUAUUACUCGGGAAGUGACACCAGUUCCUUUGAAAUGAAUUUGUAUGCUCA